Messenger RNA from Microplitis mediator, 1806 nucleotides. RefSeq names its product odorant receptor 46a-like. Gene Ontology annotation, biological process: sensory perception of smell; detection of chemical stimulus involved in sensory perception of smell. Gene Ontology annotation, molecular function: olfactory receptor activity; odorant binding. Gene Ontology annotation, cellular component: plasma membrane. The record is from RefSeq and is a predicted model, not a curated record. Lineage: Eukaryota; Metazoa; Arthropoda; Insecta; Hymenoptera; Braconidae. Bases 1 to 1167 code for a protein of 388 amino acids. The transcript has 5 exons.
AUGAAAACUCUUUCCUACAGUUUCAUGAUACUCGAGUACUUCGGCGGUUGGAAACCACUCGAGUGGAGCACAAGUAUAAAGGGAAAGUUAUACGAUAUAUAUACACUUACAAUUACCUUAGCAAUGAGCACUUUUUGUAUAUCUUGUGUAAUAGAUUUAUUUUACACAUCAAAUAUCGAAGAUAUUGUUCAUAAUAUGUCAUGGUCAUUUACACUAAUUCUUGUCUGUUCGAAACUGGCUCUUCUUAAAGUGAAACGUAAUAAACUAGUAGGAAUCAUUAAACUAUUAGACAUAAAUAUUUGCAGAGUAAGAUGCGCUACAGAAGCUACCAUACAAUUAAAGUAUGAUGAAAAAGCAAAAAAUCUCGUCAAGAAGUAUGGAAGUUUGGUAUGUUGUGCAGUAUUUGCUAUUAUAGGUGCUUCGAUUUUAGAAAAUAUUCCCACUAAAACGCUUCCUUUCAAUGGCUGGUUCCCUUAUCAACAUGACAACAGUACUGGAUUUUGGUUCGCAUAUUUCCAUCAAAUAAUCACACUGCCUGUUACCUCCAUGAUUGGAUUUUCAUUUGACACUGUUGUUUACGGUGUAUUGUUACAAAAUUGUAGUCAAUUAAAAAUUUUGAAAAAUCGCUUAGAGAAUUUUGUUGAAAUAAUUGAUGAAGAAAAACUCAAUAAUAAAAUUAAUGGAUCGGUUUGCACAAUAAGAGAGUGUGAACAUAAAUUUAUCAAACAAUGCAUUCAUCAUCACUGGAUCAUUUUACAAUUUUCGCAAGAAUCUAAUGAUUUAUUUGCUCCAAUAAUAUUCUUGCAAUAUCUUUCAAGUUCUUUGAUACUUUGUCUGUGCGUUCAACUGCUAACAAAAUUGGCUGUCAUGAGCCCUGAGUUUAUAUUUAUCGUCGUUUAUUUAGGGUGCAUGUUAACACAAAUUUACUUGUUCUGCUGGUAUGGCAACGAAGUAAUAAUAGAGAGUUCAGGAGUAAGUUCAGCAAUUUAUAAAAUGAAUUGGCAAGUUUUGACAAAUAAAACUAAAAAAGAUUUAUUAUUUAUGAAAACUCAGUCUAUUUUACCAAUAAAAUUUACCAGUGGUUACUUGAUCGAACUUUCCUUAGACUCAUUCACUAAGCUCAUUAAAUUUUCUUACUCGGCGUACAAUCUUCUUCAUCAAAAAUAAUAACAAUUUGUCAAAUAUGUCAGAUAGUUAAUAAUAUUUAUAGAUAUUAAUAAUGAAAUAAACAUACGGGAGGGCAGAGGGGCGAAACGGCCCCCCUAAACCGGUUAUUACUUUUGUGGCAUUCAACUAUCAAAUCAGUUUACUUUUGUCCUAUCUUGAAAAAUUUCACGGAUAUUUUACCGAAACUUUAAGAAAAAAAUUUUUUUUUUGGUUUCGUAAAAUUGUUUUCAACGUUAAGAAUGUAUUUCUUUCUCUUGACAACUACAUCUACUUUUAUAUUAUUCAAAAAAAAUUUCGUAAGGUGUAAUAAAUCGUUCCCACACUUACUAAAAAAAAUUUGAUUUUAAUGAUUUUUUCACAACUAUUGCAAUAUAAUUGAAUUUGAAUUUAAAAUUGCCGCCAAAAUAAAGUAGAAAACACCUGGAUUUAGCAAAAAUAAAAUAAUGUCUAAAACAUAAAACAAAUUGUUUCAAAGUUAAAACUGAAGAUUUUAACUGCCUUUAUUGCAGUGGACUUUAUUCCGAAUCUAAGGAAUCGCGGAUUCAAUGUAAAAAUUGUAAGAAAUGGUCUCAUGAUUCCUGUGCAGAUGAAUAUUAUUCCGAUGAGUAUAUUUGUGAAUACUGUAAGAAUUAAUUUAUU